UCUUCCUCACGGCAUCUUCCAACAGCCCAAACCACACAACAUUAUUCAUUCUGUCUCCUAAAACAACAACCAAUGGGAGAAGCGGCGGAGCAAGCAAGUGGUUUCCACGUAACCACCACUAGGAAGCAGCUCAUCACGGCGGCUCUUCCUCUCCAGGACCACUGGCUCCCUCUCUCAAACCUCGACCUCCUUCUUCCACCUCUCAACGUCAGCGUUUGCUUCUGCUACAAGAAACCAUGUAACAUCACUAUUUCAGUGGCUCAUGAAACCCUCAAGACGGCACUGGCCGAGACUCUCGUCUCCUACUACGCUUUUGCCGGCGAGAUAGUCACCAAUCCAACCGGAGAACCGGAGAUUCUAUGCAACAACCGCGGUGUAGAUUAUGUGGAGGCCGGUGCUGACGUGGACCUCCGAGAGCUUAACCUCUAUGAUCCUGAUGAAAGUAUUGCCAGGCUUGUUCCCAUCAAGAAACAUGGAGUCAUAGCGAUUCAGGUGACACAACUGAAAUGUGGGAGCAUAGUUGUCGGAUGUACAUUUGAUCAUCGUGUAGCGGAUGCGUAUUCCAUGAACAUGUUCCUUAUAUCAUGGGCCGAGAUCUCUCGAUCCGACGUACCAAUCUCUUGUGUACCAUCGUUUCGAAGAUCUCUACUAAACCCUAGACGACCCUUGAUCAUUGAUUCAUCUAUAGACCAGAUGUAUAUGCCUGUCACGUCCUUGCCCCCUCCGCAAGAAACCACCGAUCCAGACAGUAUCCUUGCGAGCCGUCUCUAUUACAUCAAAGCGGAUGCAUUAGACGAGCUUCAGACCCUAGCUAGCGGAUCAAAGACUACACUCAAAAGGACGAAACUCGAAGCGUUCAGCGCGUUUCUAUGGAAACUUGUGGCCAAACACGCGGCAAAUGAUCCAGUUCCGACCAAGAACUCGAAACUAGGUAUCGUUGUGGACGGUAGGAGGAGACUUAUGGAGCAAGAAAACAAUACUUACUUCGGAAACGUUCUCUCAAUCCCAUUUGGUGGGCAAAAGAUCGAUGACUUGAUCAACAAGCCAUUAUCUUGGGUGACAGAUGAGGUUCACAAGUUCUUGGAGAGUUCAGUGACCAAAGAACAUUUCUUGAACUUGAUAGACUGGGUUGAGACUCGCCGACCAAUACCUGCGGUUUCAAGAAUCUACAGCACCGGGUCCGAUGACGGCCCGGCCUUUGUGGUUUCUUCCGGGAGAGGAUUUCCGGUGAACCAAGUGAAUUUCGGGUGGGGCUCGCCGGUGUUCGGAUCUUAUCAUUUCCCAUGGGGAGGUAAUGCUGGAUAUGUGAUGCCUAUGCCGAGCUCGGUGAACGACAAAGACUGGAUUGUUUACUUGCACCUUACGAAAGGACAGUUGAAGUUUAUUGAGAAAGAGGCAUCUCACGUGCUUAAACCCGUUGACAAUACUUACCUCAAGAUUUAAAACCCUAAUAUGUUGGUUAAUGCAACAUCAGUCAUGGGUCAUUUGUGUUUUAUGUGUGAUUAUGUUUGUCUUGCGUCUUUGUAUUUGAAUUAUUGUAUGUAUUAUAUGGUGUUGCAACCUUGUAAUAUAUGAACUACUAUC
Molecule: messenger RNA, 1584 nt
Organism: Brassica oleracea var. oleracea
Lineage: Eukaryota; Viridiplantae; Streptophyta; Magnoliopsida; Brassicales; Brassicaceae
Product: shikimate O-hydroxycinnamoyltransferase
Exons: 2
Coding region: 73-1443 (456 amino acids)
Molecular function (GO): acyltransferase activity, transferring groups other than amino-acyl groups
Source: RefSeq, a predicted model, not a curated record